This is a messenger RNA of Protopolystoma xenopodis, 438 nucleotides long. Lineage: Eukaryota; Metazoa; Platyhelminthes; Monogenea; Polystomatidea; Polystomatidae. The record is from the annotation of a GenBank genome assembly.
CAAGUUCGCAAACGCACUCAAGUCAGCAUGGGUACAGCUAGUGACAUAACUUUAGAAGCGAUUGGUGGUGACAUCUCAUUGCUUACGGCUAGUGUAUGCAGCCCAUCUGGUCGCGAAGAGCCCUGUAUUCUUAAGCGAAUGCCAAACAGCCGCCUUGGCAUCUCGUUUACUCCCAAAGAGGUAGGCGAGCACCUAGUCAGUGUUUAUCAGGCCGGCCAACACAUACCUAAUAGUCCUUUACGAAUCUCUGUGAUGCCCAGUGAAAUUGGCGAUCCUCUUAGAGUCCAUUGCUCUGGGUCUGGUCUUGAGCACGGAAUGGCCAACCAGAUGAACCAGUUUACCGUGGAUACUCGACAUGCCGCCAUCGCUCAACAUCCAUUGGCUCAGAGAUCACGUGAGUGCGUGACUAAUCUUGAUUCUUUAUUUCGCGUCGCCUAA